Hyphopichia burtonii NRRL Y-1933 is the source of this 612-nucleotide messenger RNA. RefSeq lists its product as uncharacterized. NCBI's taxonomy places the organism in Eukaryota, Fungi, Ascomycota, Pichiomycetes, Serinales, Debaryomycetaceae. The coding region runs from base 1 to 612 and encodes 203 amino acids. The transcript has a single exon. The record is from RefSeq and is a predicted model, not a curated record.
AUGAAGAAUGCUUUAGAUGAUGCUGAACAAACUAAUCACGUACCCCCCGACGUUAAAGCGAGAAACCCGAGUGCUUGGAGUGACUGGCACAAUUUGCAACGUGAUGAAAAGCAUAAAGGGAAAAAUAUUAGGAUGGUUAUUAAAUACGGUACCAAGAAGGGAUUAGAAGCCAUCACAGAUACAGCUCUGGGGAGCAUUUUUGCGGUUACGGAGACACAUUUAAGUGAGUUGCUAAACGGAGAUAAAGAUGGAUUUGAAUCUUUUGGCUAUUCUGAGGUAUUGCCCAUAGGUAAGAAAUGGGACUCUGCCGUGGGAUUAGCUUUUGUAGAAAGUUGUGCUACGAAAGGAAAUGGAUUUAAUACUAAAGCUUCCAAAAUAAAUUUGGAAAAAGCCUUUCUUUGGGCAGAUACUGCUUUGGAUAGCCAUCCGGAUAGGGACCUGUGGGCAGUUGGAUUCCUGAAUCUGGAGGAGUGGAAUCUAUGUCUUAGAAUUGUUCGUAAGGAAUCAUAUAAUACUAAAGCUGAAGCUCAAAAGGCUGCGCAAAGAAUUGGUUGCCCUAAAGGCUAUUGUGAUAAUGGGAUCUUGGAACAUAUAUCUCAUGAUGAGCUUUAA